This is a messenger RNA of Ziziphus jujuba (common jujube), 1201 nucleotides long. RefSeq lists its product as uncharacterized. Lineage: Eukaryota; Viridiplantae; Streptophyta; Magnoliopsida; Rosales; Rhamnaceae. The record is from RefSeq and is a predicted model, not a curated record. Bases 376 to 918 code for a protein of 180 amino acids. The transcript has 3 exons.
AAAGCAUUAAUAAGCUGCAAAAAUAUAGAAAAGCAAUCCACCUAUCAGCUUUUACCGUAAAUCUAUAUGCCAGUUAGAGAAUCCAUUUUCCUUUUGUUUUUCUUUCCUUUUGUUUUUUUUGUCUUUUUUUUUUUUUAUGGUUUUCCUCGUGUUCAUCUUCAUCAUGUGGUGCUGAUCCACGCAUCAACCAUAUGAAAUUAAUAAAAUAAUGAUAAUUAUUAAAAAAACAAAGGGUUUAAGAUAAGCGCUUGCGUUUCUGUCAUAAAUAAGUUUAAUUAUUUAGAAUUUAAUGUUUUGUGUAACUGAGUAGUUUACUUUAAUCUUUUGGUCCUCCUUUUCUCAAUCUGUCUGGGGUUUGAGGCAGAGAAAGAGAGCAUGGCUUCAACGCUGUUAUUGGUUGUCGUGUUUGUGUUUGAUCUGAUUGCUUUUGCGCUUGCUGUUGCUGCUGAGCAGAGAAGGACUACUGCAAAGGUAGCACAAGGUGCUACUUACAACUAUUGUGUAUAUGACAAAGAUAUUGCAACGGGCUUAGGUGUGGGAUCAUUUGUGUUCCUCUUUGCAAGCCAAGCACUUAUAAUGGUGGCAAGCCGAUGCUUGUGCUGUGGGAAGGCCUUAAGACCCAGCGGCUCUAGGUCAUGUGCAAUUGCCCUAUUUAUUACUUGCUGGGUCUGUUUUGUUAUUGCUGAGUCAUGCUUGCUUGGGGCUUCGGUGACAAAUGCCUACCACACGAGGUACACAGUCGAAUUAGAAAAGCCUAUUUCAUGUGAGAAAGUAAGAAAAGGAGUCUUUGCUGCUGGGGCUGCAUUUGUCGUCUUAACAGGCAUAUUGUCCGAGAUCUAUUAUGUUAGUUAUUCCAAAGCGAAUGAUGGUCAGGGAACCUAUAGUAGAGACACUGGGAUUACAAUGGGAAAUCUAUAGGCUUUUAGCGGAUCAUGAGCUGAGGAAAAAGCUGAGAUAUGUUCUACUUGACUCUCAUAUGUGUGUUUCGAAUACAGGACACUGGAUAUGAACAAGAUUCGAUUUAUGUAUGAUAAGGAGUUUAAUUAGGUGACGAUUCUACUUGUUACUUUCAUUUUUUCUUAAAGUUUGUGAAUAUUAGGAGGAUGACUCUUUCAACCAUUGGACUGUAACCCAGCUCUUAUGGCCAAGUGCAGCCACUCAUAAACUUUUACCCUUCAAAUUGGAGGAAAUAUUCCCCUGA